This is a messenger RNA of Dicentrarchus labrax (European seabass), 5316 nucleotides long. It is a transcript of the gene mmp11a, whose product is annotated as matrix metallopeptidase 11a. Gene Ontology annotation, cellular component: extracellular matrix. The transcript is spliced from 8 exons. Lineage: Eukaryota; Metazoa; Chordata; Actinopteri; Moronidae. The record is from RefSeq and is a predicted model, not a curated record. Gene Ontology annotation, biological process: proteolysis; extracellular matrix organization; collagen catabolic process. Bases 253 to 1695 code for a protein of 480 amino acids. Gene Ontology annotation, molecular function: zinc ion binding; metalloendopeptidase activity.
UUGACGGGCACGCGGCAGAGAAAGGGUUAAGAGUCACAUGGAAACGGGUGGUAUUAUCAGCCCUGGGCUGUAAAAAAAGAAAAAAAAAGAGUGUGGAGAAAAAAACCUUAGGAGAACAAAGAAAUCUGAGUCUAUUUAAAGAGAAGUCGCCCCAGAUCCUGCAGCCGUGUGACUCCCGGCAUUGCGCAUCGCACUCAGCUGCGCCAAAACCAGCCUGCCUGUGCACCACCACGGCUCUCGACGGCGGUGAGGAUGCGGACUUCUCUGGUCGUGUGCUGCUGCGUCUUUGCGCUGCAGUGCCUCCCGAGCACGCUUUGUCUUCCAGUGCGGGGAUCCAGCAGGUACAAAGUGGCACCGGUCUCUGAAAAGUUCCCUGACGUGAAGAAGAAGGGAAAGGUUCCUCAUGCUCAGGAUUUAGUAAAGGAGAGUUUUCCAACCAACACCUCCAACAUGUGGAACCGGCCUCGCUGUGGCGUACCGGACUAUCCCGUCCAGAAGGAGGUGCAUUAUCGGGGCAGACACCGCCAGAGACGCUUCGUCCUGUACGGAGGACGUUUGGAGAAGACGGACCUCACCUACAGGAUCGUCCGGUUUCCCCAGCAGAUGGGGGAAGAAAAGGUUCGACGUGUCUUUCGAGAAGCGCUGAAAAUCUGGAGUGAUGUCACCCCGCUCACCUUCACCGAGAUCCACAGUGGGAAGGCCGACAUCCGCAUCGAGUUCACAAGGUACUGGCAUGGAGACAACCUUCCCUUCGACGGCCCGGGUGGGAUUCUCGCUCACGCUUUCUUCCCCAAAACACACCGACAGGGCGACAUUCACUUUGACCACGAUGAGUCAUGGACCCUUGGAAACCACAUGGGCACAGAUCUUCUCCAGGUUGCUGUCCAUGAGUUCGGGCACGUCCUGGGCCUGCAGCACUCCCGUGAGGCAGGAGCCAUCAUGUCCGCAUACUACUCCUUCUCCUACCCGCUGAAGCUGAGCGAGGAUGACAAGCAAGGCAUCCAGUACCUGUAUGGAGCUCACCCACAAGUCCUGCCCUCACCGCCACCCCCACCCCCGCCUCCAGUUCCGUCUAACCCAGAGACCAAUGAGAUCGUCACUAGUCCCGACGCCUGCCAGACGGACUUUGAAGCUGUGUCUAUGAUCCGAGGGGAGCUGUUCUUCUUUAAGUCGGGCUAUGUUUGGCGAAUCAGGGACGGGCAUCUGGAGAGCGGUUACCCAGCGUUGUCGUCCCGUCACUGGAGGGGGAUUCCCGACAGCAUCGACGCCGCCUUUGAAGACAAGUCAGGGAAUAUUUGGUUCUUUCAAGGUGAGAGCUACUGGGUGUUCGAUGCUGAGAGGAAGAUCAGAGGGCCGGAGUCCAUCAGGAGUUUGGGUCUGUCAGAGUCCGGGAUCCAGGCGGCUCUGCGCUGGGGCCACGACUCCAACUACAACACCUACUUCUUCAAGUCAGGCAGCUACUGGAGGUUCAGCCCCCGUGAGAACCGCAUUGAGUCCGUCUACCCGCGCAGCAUGCAGGACUGGAGCGGCAUCCCCGACGAUGUAGACGCUGCUUUCAGGGACAUCUACGGCUAUGCUCACUUUAUCCGAGGACGACAGUACUGGAAAUUCGAUCCGGUUGGCAUGAACUCUUUGGAGGGCUACCCUCGCUACAUCGGCAUGGACUUUUUCGGCUGUAGAAACGUGAGAAUCUGAUUAGGUUUUUUUUGUUUUUUUGUUUUUUUUUAUGACAAUGAAGAGGAGAGAAAACAGAUAAGUUUAUGUUCAAGCGGAUGAGACGGUCUCCUUUAAAUCUGUUUAUACUUUACUCCAUUUAUUGAUACUCUGAUCAAUUACACCUUCUUCUCAGGAAAAAAACAAGGUUUGUUUCCUCAGACUUGGCACCUCCUGUGCAGCUAUACUCAUAUUUAUUUUGCACAUUUGUCACCAUACAGCUGAGAUCUGGGACAUGUAUUAAUGAUGUGUGAUACUGACGUGAACUGCAUUGUUCUUACUUCCUGUUAUUGAGCCUGAAAUUUAGAUUUUUGACUGAUUUUGGUUCCCAGACGGAACCAGUACAGACUCCAUGUAGUGGAUGUUUUCCAUUGUUUAAUGGAUGGACUUGCUGAUCCUCAAGUGUUUGAAGAGUGACAUCAAACUUAAAGCUGCGGAAGGUAGAUUUGUUUGUUAGCUGCUGUUGAUGGCGGUGAACCUUUAAUACUGUAACUUUAAACCUAGAAAUCCUUCAACGUGUCCGUAAACAACAUUUUUAGCUACACUUUGUUCUUUUGAGAAUUUGAUCACACAUGCAGUUGAUUUUCCUGCUAACCUGACUCACACUGACCAUUAAUCAUAACAAGUCACAUUGUUUUCAGUUUGCUUAUAGUCUUAUAACCUGCAUAAAGAUUAUUUGUGACACAGUUGUAACUUUGAUCGAGCAUUAUGGACUGUGUGUGUGUGUGUGUGUGUGUGUGUGUGUGUGUGCUCUUUAUCAGCUGAAUGUCUCCUGCUCAGCCUUUUAAAGAGCUUUUGGUUUCGUGUCCUGAAAUAAAUCUCUCAGGCGGCACUCACUCCUGCGCUGUGUAGUGUCACCAGUAAUCAAGUUUCCAUCCAUAUGUAGGAAAUUUUAAAAAUCAGUAAAAGAAAAUGCUAAUUUUAAGGCACGACUCCAUCCACUACUGUUGUGCGAAUAUUCAGAUUUGGUUGUGUUGAGCUAAACAGAUUCACCAAUUCUCCACUCAGGUGCCAUUAUACCAUUGCAUAAGAGGGAAGAACAGAUAACCAUGUGGAAAAUAUGAUGGAAAUAUUGCAUUUAUGUUUAUUUCAUGUAUUAAUGUGAGCAACAUUACAGUCUCUACUCAACGCUCCACACAGAUCUGAUAUUCUCAUCUGUCACUAUUUCUCAUCUUCAUGCUUCAUAUAGUCAUGAUUUAUUCACAAAGUCUCUUUCCAUUGCACUUUUAGCUUUUAUUGAAAUUUUUUCCUGAGUGACUCAAUUCAGGGCAAGAAAAUCCCAAAUGUCCUUUCAAGUAGGUCGACAUUCAUCCAGUUUCUUCUAGGCAUAAAGUUGUAAACAUGUAAAGGAGUUGUUAGCAGUGUUAGCUUGCCAAUGUUUAAGAGAAAGUUUUGUAUUUAUUUUUCAUAUGUGGGCAAAUUGAGCCAAUAUACAAGUUUUCAGUGAGUAGGGAUGUGAUGCUCUCUGUUGUUGUGAUUUAGGCUAAUUAAAUUAUAUUUAAAUUAUUAAUUAUUUCCUCAUGUAGCCGUUAGAUGUUAUGUUACCUACUUCUCUUCCCUGGCAAAACAAAAUGAUGUCUGCAUUUGAAGAAAUUAGGAGUUCAUAUGGGAAGAAAAUGUGAUGAUAUAACACUGUAUGUCAUGUUUUGAUGUCACUCUUCCAACACGAUGGUGUAAAGCUCUUAGUUGUUGGUUAUCACUCAUCAGUCUGUAGGCCUCUGUGGCAGUAAAAGGCUCCAGGGCGCCAUCUAGAGUGCAACAUUGUCACCCUGCAAGAGAAGAGUGAUAUUUCCUCAGAGAAUGUCCACAUAUAUUGUGAUGAAGUCAUUGCUUUUCUACAUUGUAACAUGGUGAUCUAUUCAGGUUGGUGAGUGUGACACAUUCAGGGACAGCAGCUGCUGCAUGGAUCAGCGGUUCUCAACCUGGUCAGUUAGUUACUACCAGAAACAAACUGAUGACUUCACUCUAUUUUUGCUUCUCAGGCUGUUUUGCUAAAUUAGUAGACUAAGCAAGUGUUUCACAAGAAUAUAUCACAUAUCUUAUUAGCUGGAUGGCAGUGGUGGAAAGUACAUUCACUCAAGUACAAUUUUGAAGUACUUGUACUUGAGCAUUUACAUUUUCUACUCCACUACGUUUCAGAGACAAAUAUUUUUCUUUUGGGUGACAGUUUUACAUUAAAAACAUAAAUUACAACACACUGUCCAAAAUCCAUGUAUCCAGAACUACAUACUGAAUAUAUACAGUAUAUACUACAUACUAAUCAUCAUAGUAUAAUGUUACUAUGUUACUGUACAAAAAAACAACAUACUUUAUUGGACAAUACGUGCAAGGUCAGAAGCCAUCUUGAAACAUCCAAAUCACAAAUGUUUUUUCUAAUAUUUGAUGUAAUUCUUUUUGCUUUCUGGAGUUGUUUCACCACCAUCCACAAUUUUCUUUAAUGAUUUCCAGCUGUGAGCUGCUCAUCCAUUUCCUCUGUGCAUUGCAUUGCAUUGAGAAUAGUUUGGAUCAACAGCACACUAAGACUUGACCAUAUCUAAUAUGCAUUCUGUCUGGUCUGAGUGUACUUGUGUCACUUUUCCAGUGUGAACACGCUACAGAAUCAAAACCUGCUUAGCAGUAGUAUGUAUGGGUCUGGGACACAGUGUGAACUAGCCAGUUCCAAUCUUUUUGGCUUGUGACUGCUUACAAAAAUCAAUGUGUAUUUGGGGCCCCUGUCGUGUGUCAGAUGUCUAUGACUCGUUCCACCAAACAAACGUUUCACCUCUCAAAUGUUUAAGGCAGAAGGAGGCCAAAUUAUCUAACAUUUCACAAAGAAGAUCUCAUGUCCCCUCAGAUUUAUCCUAUGACCUUUGGGACUGGCCGACCCAUAAACUAGCGAACUGUAUAUAAAGUAGUUGAAACUAGCCCAACCUUGAGCAGCUACAACAGUAAAAUGCUGCUUACACAUUAAUGCAUCAGUAUUAACAAUCUAAUAUUUGUCAUAUAUGAUAAUAUAUCUGUCACAGGGGACAUUUUCCUCAUAAUACUUCUGUACUUUUACUUUAGGACUUUCACUUGUAAUGGAGUAUUUUUACACUGUUGUACUGGUACUUUUACUUAAGUAAAGUAUCUGACUACUUCUUUAACCACUGCUGGUUAGAAACAGGAUCUCAUGGACCUGAAAAUAACUCAUGUCAUGACCUUUUUGUGGGUCAGGAUGCCCAGGUUGAGACCCACUGAUCCAUCUAAUGUGACAUUUCCUCUGCCGUGUCCCUGGUUGCAGCACUCGAAAUGUGAAGGCUCAGUGCAAACUGUCAUGUUCAUCAGAUGUUAGUUUUUCAGUGCAGGACACUGACGAGUCAUUAUAGUUUUCAUCAUUCAGACUUUGUUGUUUCUUUACAGUCUGUUGUUUGAAUCAUUUCGCAACUCAUUUCAAGUGUUAAUCAGUGAAUUCUGACUGCUUUGAAAAACUAUUUAUACACAAACAACUUAGCAAACGUUUGUUGUACAUAUCUGUCUUUGAUUAUUAUUUUUUUUACUCAUAUGUAGCCUAUACCCUGUACAUUGAAAUGUAUGAACUAUGUAUUGUUUCAUUUCUAAUAAAACCAUAACCUUUUUACCAAA